AUGUCUCGGAACUGCUCGCUUGCCAUGUGGACAUACGUCCCACGGGCAACACCAGGGACACGACUGAUCCUCCGCAGCAGCAACACCUCGCCUGUGGUUGCCACUUGUACUACCCUCUCGGCCUCGGCGGGCUUUGUGGCUCACGCUGAUGGCUCGCUCGUCCAGUGGCUCUCACGGCCACAGCCAGAGGCAUGUGUGGCAAAGGCUGCUGCGCCUCCGGACACCCUCCCGCCACUCUCUGCCAUGGCUGCCGAUUGGUCUGGGUCACAUCUGGCCUUUGUCCAUGCCCAUCCUCCUCGCCUAGCGCUCUGCCGACUCGCAUCGGCCGGGCCGGCCGCCCUCGCCAUCACGGAGACGCACGGCGCCGAUCUGGGCCCCGGCGCACCGCUCUUGGCCGCUACCCGCCACCGAGUGGUUGCUGCAGCAGGCUCGACAGCUGUCUGCACGCCGUGGGAGCUGCUCGAGGGCGAUCCCGACGCGCCAGCCGUGGUCGUCGAGCUCGACGCGCCAAUCACUGCGCUUGCUGCUGCCGACGAUGGCGAUGACCGUGACGCGCUCUGGGUGCUGGCGGUGACAAGCUACGGCUCGGCACGCGUUGUCCGCUACGACAUGGCGUCUACUGGUGUAGAGACCGCGAGCAUACCCGGGACCGACGCCGUGGCCGGCGCACUGCUUCCGCGCCAUGGCGCGGUCGUCGUCCUCACGGCAUCAGGCGCACUGAGCGUUUUUGCUGCCACCCGUCGCCGCAGCUCUGCGGGCCUCUUGCUCCGCCAUCUGGCGUCUAUCGAUCUUGUUGCCGCCCUUGACCUCGACGACCCUGCAGCUGCGGUGGUGGUGAGCGGUGCUGUGGUCGCUGCACCACGCGGCGAUGCUGUCGGCAUCACAGUCACCCUCUCCGACCACACCCGUGCUCUGCUCACCUGGUCGUACGCGUCGGCAGCGCCGGCCCGCAUCGAUGCGCGCACAGCUGCACUCGCCCCGGACACUGCAAGCAUCGGCUGGUUUGCCCGCGGCUUUGCUCUCCUCGCUGCCUCGCCCGCCGAGCUUCACAAGUACGAUCUAAUGCAAAGCAACGUCCGCGAGCGCGCCCUCACUCUUGUCUCCGAGUCUGGUCUCGUGGUGUACAAGGCUUUUGUCGAGGAGGCGCUCGAAGAAGACGUCGGCCCGCGGUCGGCGCUGCUCCUCAACCCUUGCGUCGCAUAUCCGCCCACUUAUCUCGAGGACUACAACGCGCCGGUUGUCGGAUGGGCCUGGUCGCCGUCAGCGCUCCAUGGCGUUGUCUGGGCUGGUGCCGGCUUUACCGUCUACGAUGUCCGCACCGCAAAGUGGCACCUCAUUGGCUCGCGAGCGACUGAGCGCGAUCUGGCUGUCAUCGCCGUUGUCUGGCUCGACGACUCGCGGUUUGCUGUUGCUGCCUACUCACGCGCCGCCGCAUCGUAUUUGGUUGUUCCAUUCUCGCUCACCAGCCCGCUGGCUGUUCCGACCCCAAUUCCGGCGCCGCUUCUCUUCCCGACCCGCAUCGCCCGCCUCGCUGCCUCGCCCGGGGGCGGCCUGCUUGCUGUUCUUGACGCCAGCGGCUCGCUGCGGCUGCUGGUCCGUGCCUCGCCACCGAGCGACUCACCGUACCUUGCUCUGUCUCGUAUCGAGCUUGGUGAGGCGGGCACCGGCUCGCUUGUUGCUGCGUCACCCGCACUCUCGCUUCACCUGCUUCCAGACCGAGACGACGCUGCGGCUCUGCUCUUUGUCCAUCGCGGGCGGCUUGGGCUCGUCACGCUUGACACGGCACGGUGCGCAGCGUCGGCACCGGUCUGGAUCGCAUCCGAUGUCGGCACUUUUGUGGCCGCGCCGGCGCCGGCGGACCUUGGCCUGGUGGUGCUCACUACCUCUCCGCGCGGAGUCUCCGGCCUUGCGCUCAACACGGCACACUCUGCUUUUGGACGCGCGCCGGCCCUUUCGAUGUGGAUGGCCGACCUUGCUCGUAGCGGACCGGAGCAGAGCCUGUGGAGCUCACGGUAUGCGCCGACGCUCGCGCUCGACGCGGCCUCGGGAACCAUCGCUGCUUUUGACCCGACGCUUUUCUCGUCGGCCGGAUCAGACGGCUAUGAGCGGGCGCUGCGGAGUCACACAGUUGUUGCGCACUACAUUCUGCACUGCCUUGCGCGUGGAAGCGAUCUUCCGACCCUCCUUGCCUUUGCGCGCAGUGUUGCCACAGCCAGCCAAGUUUCGGCUGGUGUGACCGGCCUCGCCGAGCGAGUCCUCCACGCCGCCACCGCGUCAGAAGCCAACGACCUGCUCGAGUCUUCGAUGGCAUUUGUCGAGUACCUCGGCGAGGAGGUCUUUUUGGCUGCUGCCGUCGGCGUUGUCCGCAAGUCGGACAUCUCGUUCUGGCCGUGGAUGUUCUCGGUUUUUGGCGAGCCGGCAGAGCUCGUGGCGCGCGCACUGGCACUCGGCGACCUCGACUCGGGCGUCAACCUCCUUAUUGUUUUGCUCGACGCUAGCCCAGACGAACUCCAGCUUGACUCGUUCGCCAACGUGCUAGAGGCUGUCCUUGGCGCACAGCGGCACGAUCUCCUCCCACCCAUUCUGCGGUUUGUGGCGUCGCUCGCCGACGCGCCGCCAGGCCCGACCACGCCGAGCGUGGCGAGGGCGGCUCCAUCUGUGCAGCCGCGGUCUGGCAAGCGUACCAUUCGGGUCAAAGUCAAGAAGGUCCGGCGUGUCCGCGUCCGCAAGCACCCCAAAGUGGUGGUCAUCACGGCGGAAGUGGUUGGCGAUGCAAUCGUGGCUGCAGUGGCGGCCUGCGAUGUCGGCACCGCCGCGCAGACACUAGCUGCACUCGCCGGCGCGUGGACCACGCCGCGCCUCGCACCACUCCUCCAGAAGCUCCUUGCACGGGUCGAUAUGGCAGUUCAGGAGCUUGUGGGCGACCAGAGCAUCGAUGAGGUUGCGCGGCUCCUCGCGGCAGCGCCCCGAUCGUCGGCCGACGGCUCGACCUUUCUUCCGCUGCUGAGCCUGACGCUGCUCUCGCCAGCAUCGCGGACGCUAGCGGCGGCAUGGGAGCGAGUGGCGGACAAGCUGAAGGCUUGACGACGCGCGCCCUGGAUGCCAAGGCUUUACUUGCCCGGGUUGGUGACGAGCGGCUCGUCGGUGCGGCGGAACGGCGGGGUGUGCGCAGCAAAGACGAUCUGGUCCUUCUCGAGCUUGGUGAUGUCGGUGAUGCGCUCGCCGUCCUCCGUGUAGAGGAUGGUGGCGGGUAGGAUCAUCGAGAGGGCGGUGGUGCACUCGUUCAGGAGGUCAUCGAGGGUGGCACCGACAACGGCGUGGCCGGUUCCCUUGUGGAACCAGCCGUUCUUGUAGGCAAAGACCCGCGUCCGCUUGCGAGUCAACAGGCGCGAGUCCGGUCGGAUGGUCGGCACGUUGGGAUGCGGGUUGUACUUGUCCUGCGAGGGAACGAGCGACUUGAACGACUCGCCGCACGAGACCCAGACUAGGGCCUUGUCGCCCAGCUCAGCGAGCUUGACACAACGCUCACGGCCACCGCGAACAAUGCCAAAGUUGAGCGGCGGUGCAGCGUGAAGCAGCGAGUUUCCGAUCCGAAGAUGCGGCUGACCGCGCCACGAGGCGUCGGCAAGCACGCCGCGCCCGUACUGCGACGACUGCUGGAGGCGGACAGGCGUGAUCGGCUCGGCAUCGCGGAGCUGCUUCUUUGCUUCGGCGAUCGGGUUGACCGACUUGGGCGGACGCGGGAUGCGGCCGGGGUUCUUCUCGUCGUACUCGUCAACCACAAUCUUGCCAUCGCCGAGAAACAGGAGCUUCGGCUGACCGGCAAUGCCGAGCGGCUCGUGGCACUGGUGCAGGAUAUCCUGGACCGUGUUGCCGCAGAUGCGCUUGCCCUUCCGCAGCAGG
Messenger RNA from Thecamonas trahens ATCC 50062, 3903 nucleotides. RefSeq lists its product as uncharacterized. The transcript has 2 exons. Gene Ontology annotation, biological process: retrograde transport, endosome to Golgi; intracellular protein transport. Gene Ontology annotation, cellular component: Ric1-Rgp1 guanyl-nucleotide exchange factor complex; Golgi membrane; cytosol. Bases 1 to 3084 code for a protein of 1027 amino acids. Lineage: Eukaryota; Apusomonadida; Apusomonadidae. The record is from RefSeq and is a predicted model, not a curated record.